Kwoniella botswanensis is the source of this 816-nucleotide messenger RNA. RefSeq lists its product as uncharacterized. The coding region runs from base 1 to 816 and encodes 271 amino acids. NCBI's taxonomy places the organism in Eukaryota, Fungi, Basidiomycota, Tremellomycetes, Tremellales, Cryptococcaceae. The record is from RefSeq and is a predicted model, not a curated record. Gene Ontology annotation, biological process: NADH dehydrogenase complex assembly. The transcript has 2 exons.
AUGCCAUCCAAUCAGACGAUUUUCCCUGCAUGGCAUUUCGACCAUUGGCGAGCUGUCGACGAUAGAGUUAGAGGAGGAGCCAGUACCUCUCAUCUUGACCAGGUCCAUCUGGACUUAUCACAAUCUUCCAAUGGAGAUCUGGAAAAAGGCAAAAAUAGUGUCGGUGCAAGAUUCUGGGGCCAUCUAGAUAUCGAUACUCUAGGUGGUGCAGGUUUCGCCUCCCAAUCCUACCGCUACGGACCCUCACCACUGCGCCUCCCCUCCCUUUCAUACAGCGGACUAUCCAUAAUUUACCAACCCGAUCCACAAACGCACUAUACCGAGAAGACACCGAGGGACUAUACAUUGGUUUUGAAGACUACCCCCACAGCUAAUAUACCUAAACACCCUAAGACACCCGGUCCACCUAGAGAAGCUCAACUCACAUACGAAGUCUCUUUCUCCCUUCCUACUACUACGGUAGGAAAAGCAGAAGCAAAAGCCAACAAGGAGGAGAAGAGGGAAUUUAAAUGGAAUGAGUUUCAAGCUACUUAUAGGGGCAAACCGGUACCGGAAGGAGAUGAGCGAUGGGUACCGAUAGAUCCGGGGUUGAUAUAUGAGUUGUCAAUUAUGUGUAGAAGUGAUUUUGGGAAACAACAUGGUGAUUUUGGAGUUGUAGUCAAGUCGAUAGAAGCGAUAAGGAAAAAAGAGAGUGGGUGGUGGAGUGGGCUUGGAUGGUUGUGGAAUUGGGUAGUGGGAUUGUUCAGCUGGGGUUGGAGUUGGAGCUCGAGGGGUGGAGUGAAGUUGGAAGAUGAUGAGGAGAAGUUGAUCGCUUAG